This is a messenger RNA of Panicum virgatum (switchgrass), 1554 nucleotides long. Its product is annotated as sugar transport protein MST5. Bases 1 to 1554 code for a protein of 517 amino acids. The record is from RefSeq and is a predicted model, not a curated record. NCBI's taxonomy places the organism in Eukaryota, Viridiplantae, Streptophyta, Magnoliopsida, Poales, Poaceae. The transcript has a single exon. Gene Ontology annotation, biological process: monosaccharide transmembrane transport. Gene Ontology annotation, molecular function: monosaccharide transmembrane transporter activity. Gene Ontology annotation, cellular component: membrane.
AUGGCGGGCGGCGUGGUGGUGAACGCGGCCGGGGGCAAGGAGUACCCCGGCCACAUGACGGCGUUCGUCUUCUUCACCUGCCUGGUGGCGUCCUCGGGCGGGCUCAUCUUCGGCUACGACAUCGGCAUCUCCGGCGGCGUGACGUCCAUGGACUCGUUCCUCCAGGAGUUCUUCCCCUCCGUGUACGCCCAGGCCGAGGCCAGCAAGGACACCAACCAGUACUGCAAGUUCAACAGCCAGCUGCUGACGCUCUUCACGUCGUCGCUGUACCUGGCGGCGCUGGCGACCUCGUUCGUCGCGGCGUCGGUGACGCGCGUGUUCGGGCGCAAGUGGUCCAUGUUCUGCGGCGGCGUCACCUUCCUGGCGGGCUCGGCGCUCAACGGCGCCGCCACCGACGUGAUGAUGCUCAUCCUGGGCCGCAUUCUGCUCGGCGUCGGCGUCGGCUUCGCCAACCAGUCGGUGCCGCUCUACCUGUCGGAGAUGGCGCCGGCGAAGCUCCGCGGCAUGCUCAACAUCGGGUUCCAGCUCAUGACCACCAUCGGCAUCCUGGCGGCGAACCUGAUCAACUACGCGACCGUGGGCAUCGCCGGCGGCUGGGGCUGGCGCGUCGGGCUGGGGCUCGCCGGCGUGCCGGCGCUGGUGAUCACGGUCGGCGCGCUGGCGCUGCCCGACACGCCCAACUCCCUCAUCGCCCGCGGCUACCGUGAGGACGCCAAGGCGGUGCUGGUGAAGAUCCGCGGCACCGACGACGUGCACGACGAGUACGCCGACAUGGUGGCGGCGAGCGAGGAGGCGAGCGCCAUCGCGCACCCGUGGCGCAACAUCCUGGAGCCCAAGUACCGGCCGCAGCUGACGGUGGCCGUGCUCAUCCCCUUCUUCCAGCAGCUCACCGGCAUCAACGUGAUCAUGUUCUACUCGCCGGUGCUGUUCCUGACCAUCGGCUUCGGCGACGACGCGUCGCUCAUGUCCGCCGUCAUCACGGGGCUCGUCAACAUGUUCGCCACCGUGGUGUCCAUCGUCACCGUCGACCGGCUGGGCCGCCGCGCGCUCUUCCUCCAGGGCGGCACGCAGAUGUUCAUCUCCCAGAUCGUGGUGGGCACCCUGAUCGCGCUCCAGUUCGGCACCGCCGGCGUCGGCGAGAUGUCGCGGUCCAACGCCAUGCUGCUGGUGCUCUUCAUCUGCCUCUACGUGGCGGGCUUCGCCUGGUCGUGGGGCCCGCUCGGGUGGCUCGUCCCCUCGGAGGUGUUCUCGCUGGAGAUCCGGUCGGCCGGGCAGAGCAUCGCCGUGUGCGUCAACAUGACGCUCACCUUCAUCAUCGGCCAGGCCUUCCUCAGCAUGCUCUGCACGCUCAAGUUCGGCCUCUUCUACUUCUUCGCCGGCUGGAUGUUCGUCAUGACCGCCUUCGUCGCGCUCUUCCUGCCGGAGACCAAGGGGGUGGCCAUCGAGGAGAUGAACCUCGUCUGGAGCCAGCACUGGUUCUGGGGGAGGUACGUCACCGUCGACGGCGACGGCUCGCGGCGCGGCGGCGGCAACCGCAGAACGAGCGGCGUCUGA